UAUUUUUUAAUUUAUUAAUAAAACAUGGCGCGUCUAACCUACGUCUAUAGAAUGGAGGACAUGAGUUAUGUGAACGUCGGCCGGAGACAAUUGCCCGUCAGUGCUGGUGAUGAUAAUUUAAUGAUGUUAAUGGAUUUAAAUAGCAAAGGCUUGUGCAUCGAUAGUCCACACAUUCGUGGCAAAGAACUCGAAGAGUUUACCCGCAAAUUUAAUUUACUAACCACGGAUGAAUUACAUACAUCAUUGGAGAUUAGCAGCAAAACCUUCGUAUCCGUUCUAAAUCAAUGCGUACAGUGUGUCGGUUGUCGACGCCUUGUCGAACGCCUCUUCUAUCAACUAUCAAUGUCCGGCCAUCCCACGCUGGAUCCCCUGGUACUGAAAAAUUCCUGUGUCCUUAGUAUAGCCGAAGAGAAAAUGAAAACACCACAGGCGCUGGGUACACUCCUCUAUCGUCAUCAUGAAAUUCUAAAUAACCUGCUGGAAAGUAAAUUAAGGAAUAAAACCCGAUGUGUGCUGCACUCGUUGGAUGCAUUCCGUUCGAAACCAUUUUCGGAAACGUGGCGUGAAGUCUGGUCCUCGAUGAAACACAAUUGUCGUGAUGAGUUGGCCGUGAUUGAGACAAAAGAACUGCAUGAAGUGUUGGAGAAUUAUCUCAAGAAACAUAAAUUCUGUAAUGGCUGUCGUACGAAGAUCGAAAAGGCCUAUAAAAUCUUAGUGGGUGAGACGACAACGAAAGAGAAAGGCUAUGUCGCCGCACUUUAUGCGAAUAUCAAAAAGUGUCACCCCGACAAGCAUAUACAUGUUUUCACGAAUAAAAUCGACUUUCUCGACGCUCUUAUAAGGCGCGCCGAACCCGAAGUCAACGGAAGGUGAGUUCA
Molecule: messenger RNA, 878 nt
Organism: Musca vetustissima
Lineage: Eukaryota; Metazoa; Arthropoda; Insecta; Diptera; Muscidae
Product: gametogenetin-binding protein 2-like
Exons: 3
Coding region: 25-873 (282 amino acids)
Cellular component (GO): nucleus; cytoplasm
Source: RefSeq, a predicted model, not a curated record